CCCCUUUUAUUAAUUAAUUAAAAUUAAUUCUCUGAUAACUAUGGGAAGGAAGAAUUUGGAUUGGGCUGGGCCUGAUAGAAACCAGACCGAAAACACAUGAAGCUUCUGGCUCAAAAAUCACUACUGAAUCCAUUAACGACCAUCGAGAAACAUUUUCAGGGAUGCUGACAGUUUUCGACUGCUGUAAAGUCGCCUUUAUCAACUUUCGGGUCCUCUCUGGCAGACUCAAAGUCGUGUAGCUCUCAAACAGUGAAAGCGAUUGCCCUGUUGAAGUGGGGCAGAUUAGCUUCUCCAAAACACUUCAGAAAAUCAGGAAACUGCCAAAUUUUCUCUGGGGAUUUAAGAUUUACAAUUACUUGUUAUACAAAGUUUAUCUGAUUCCAUGAUGUCAUCUCUAGCUAUUGUUUGGAAUCCACUGCUCAUCCUCCUAACUAGUUUCUUCCUUCUUGCAGCAGCUCAAGAGGGUUCCCGCAAUGUCAACGUUGGCGAUGUUCUCCAUGCCGACGAUCGAACACUUACAUGGAAAUCACCAUCUGAUGAUUUUGAACUUGGGUUUCACCGUGCUCCAGACCAACAAGAUCGAUUCCUCCUUGCUAUCUGGUUCGCCAACAUACCUGAAAAAACCAUAGUUUGGUCUGCAAAUGGAGAGAACCCUGUAGAGAUAGAAUCCAGAGUUGAGCUUACCUCCAAUGGUCUAGUGCUCAUAGCUCCUUCUGGCAUGGAGUUUUGGUGGUCUAACAUCUGCAAUGUUGAAGUAAAACUGGAAAGGUUUCCGGUUUCCAGCAUGGCUGCAUGGGAUACCCCUCCAGUGCCAUCUUGGGUGCUGUUAGACCACCAAAGCUCCAUGCCAGAAGUAGCUCUGAGCACUAGGCCAUUGGAGCAAGGAGGAAUUGAUCUUGUUGAUCUGAAACACGGCGAAACCCAAGCUCAAAAUCACCGGAUGGUGAUUGCCAUAACGAAGAAACUAGUUAGGAAGAUGAGUAAUGGAUUCCGAAAAAGGGCUAAAGAUGAAAUCAUGGCAUGGCAUUGUAUUAUGGGGCAUUUGCUUCUUCAGAUGAACUUUGUGGGAAAAGCAAUUUAUAAGCUGAAGUUCCAGUUCAACACGAGAAGUGGAGUUAUGGCUGCUGUGAGUGCCCUCCCUCCCAACCCACCCCCUUCGAUAGAAGAAAGUGACUCUUUGGAGCGUAGCACCAAGAGAGUGAAGGACGAUAUCCCCCAUUCCCCCCUCCCUAUAUCAAAUGUUGACUCCAUUGCCCCGGAGGUUGCCCCCCCAACCCAGAAAAAUUUUAAAGAUACGUUGAUCGAUGGGUGUUCAGAACACACCCCCCCUGUCGUCACGUUGGAUGAACUCAUGGCUGUAGGAUGCAAGGUUUCAACGCAAACUCCGAUGGUUGCGGAUGAUGUUUCUGGAACCCCCAAAAAACCUAUCCCCAAGGCGUUUAUCCUAAAGGAGAUAUGGCAAAAGUUCUGUGUUCCUUGGAAGAAUUCCUUGAUCAUUAAAUUAUUGGGGAAACGGAUUAAUUAUCAUAUGCUAUGUGCUCGGCUAUCUAGUGAAUGGAGAACAAAAGGAGAGUUUGAGGUUAUUGACAUUGGUAAUGGCUAUUAUGUUUCCAAAUUUUCUUCUUCGGAGGAUUGUUCCCGAAUACUCAUAGGAGGUCCUUACAAAUUCUUUGAUCAUUAUCUGGCUCCACCAAAUGGAGCAGCAACUAUCCAGGCUAACCCUACUACGAAAUCUUCGGAAAAGAAUAGGGAUGUUCCAGAUUUAGGGGAUAACUUUAUGGCAUACGGAUCUUGGAUGGUGGCUAAGCGUAAGCCACGAAAGGUGGCUAAAAAGCAGGAACUUUCUGUUAAUGGUGCUUCUUCCACUCCCAAUGGAUCGCGUCGUGAUAAUGAUGGGAAGGUUUUUCAAUCAAGUAAUAAGUCUAAGCCGGUUAAUCGGGAAUUGGGUGUUGCUAGUAACAGAUUUGCAAUAAUUGCUGAAGUGGAGGAAUCUUCGGGUGUGAUCCCUAAUUUGAAGGAGGCUGAUUCUGGCCGAAAGAAGGACAAGACCAAAAAGGUUUUGGGCCCAGUGGUCAAGCCUUCCAAGCCCUCUAGGUCUAAGUCUUUAGACUCGGCCUUGAUACGAAAGUCCAUCAGUGAUAAGCCAAAACAACUAUUGUGUGUUGCUGCAUCCCCUCCAAUUUCCCUUCCUUAUCCUAUUGAAAGUUGUUCUCGUCAAAGUUCUAGGGGUCUCAAUGGUAGCAUGAAUCUAUCUAAAAUGGAUGCAGUUCCAUCCCUCCCUCCCAGUGAAGCAGAGCAUGUCCUAGGGAACUUAGGAGUGCAACAGCUUGGCGUGUUGCAGGCUCCGUCGCUAGAAGAGCCUAUCUCAGUUAUGGCUUUAAAUCAUGGUGCCAAUCCUUCAAUGAUUCUGGCAUUGAAUCCCACUCUUCAAAACCCCCUUUCCUCAUGAGAGUGAUUUCUUGGAACAAUCGUGGAGUUCAGUAUCCUCACUUUAGACGAGAAGUGCAGGAGUUACUCCAUACUCAUAAGCCAAAUAUUAUCUGUUUUAUGGAAACUAAAGCAGAAUUUGGUUC
This is a messenger RNA of Rubroshorea leprosula, 2573 nucleotides long. NCBI's taxonomy places the organism in Eukaryota, Viridiplantae, Streptophyta, Magnoliopsida, Malvales, Dipterocarpaceae. The record is from the annotation of a GenBank genome assembly.